AUGGCCCAAGCCUACCUCACGCGCGAUCUCCUCAUGAAGAACUUCCCCGAGCUGGCCGAGGAGGGCGCGCUCGAGAUCAAGAUCAUCAAGACGACGGGGGACAAGGUGCUGUCGCAGGCGCUCUCGGACAUCGGGGGCAAGGGGCUGUUCACGAAGGAAAUCGACGAGGCGCUCCUCGACGGGCGCGUCGACAUCGCUGUGCACUCCAUGAAGGACGUCCCCACGUACCUCCCGGCCGGCACCAUCCUCCCGUGCAACCUCCCGCGGGAGGACACGCGCGACGUGUUUAUUUCGCCCAAGUACAAGUCGCUCGCGGAGCUGCCGGAGGGCGCGACGGUGGGCUCGGCGUCGCUGCGGAGGCAGGCGCAGAUCAAGGCCAAGCGGCCGGACCUGAACGUGGUGAACUUCCGCGGGAACGUGCAGUCGCGGAUCCGUAAGCUGAGCGAGGGGGAGUGCGAGGCGACGCUGCUCGCGCUGGCGGGCCUGAAGCGGCUGAGCAUGGAGGAGCACAUCACCGCGAUCCUGGACUACGAGGAGAUGCUGCCCGCCGUCUCGCAGGGCGCGAUCGGCAUCGCGUGCCGCGAGGGCGACGACAAGUCCGCCGAGCUCCUCGCGGCCCUCAACCACGAGGACACCCGCGUCGCCGUCCUCUGCGAGCGCGAGUUCCUGCGCGCGCUCGACGGCUCCUGCCGCACCCCCAUCGCCGGCUACGCCCGCCGCGAGGGCGACGAGCUCGUCUUCGACGGCCUCGUCGCGGACCCAGAGGGCAAGACCACGCUGCGGAGCGAGGGCCGCUGCGCGUUCAACCCGGAGGACGCUGUGGCGCUCGGACGCAAGUGCGGGGAGGACAUCAAGGCGAAGGCCCCAGAGGGCUUCUUCGACUGGCUCGAGCCCGUGACCGAGGCGCCCGUGUCGCCCAAGGCUGUCGCCAACUAG
Molecule: messenger RNA, 936 nt
Organism: Pedinophyceae sp. YPF-701
Lineage: Eukaryota; Viridiplantae; Chlorophyta; Pedinophyceae
Source: the annotation of a GenBank genome assembly